This is a messenger RNA of Ciona intestinalis (vase tunicate), 1480 nucleotides long. NCBI's taxonomy places the organism in Eukaryota, Metazoa, Chordata, Ascidiacea, Phlebobranchia, Cionidae. The record is from RefSeq and is a predicted model, not a curated record.
AUAUAGGAAGCAGUUAUACUGGUUCCCUUUGUUUUGUAUGUGACUUUGUGAGUGAUUGGUUUUAUGUCUGGAUUAACAUCUAUUAACAUCUAACAAGCAGUUUAUGAACCAAACACAACCCAACAAACAGGAUGUUGCGGCAAUUUUUGAAUAUCUCGUCACGUUUGUUAUCAAUCACAACAAAUACUUGCGCUUAUAAAUCAAAUCAUGCGUCGGCAGAAUAUCAUUUCAUGCAACCAGGAUGAAGUUGUUGUUAUUUCUAUGUUUAUUGAAGCUUCUCUUCAAUUAUAGUCAAGGCCAAUGUGGAUUCACAGGGGUUGCGACGCUCAACCCAACCCCCCUACAAUUCCCCCCCAACCCCAACAAUAUACCUUGUUAUUGGAACAUAUCGGCACCCCAGGGGUUGGAGGUUCAAAUCUCAAUACUGUCCCUUGUUACCCAACAACAAUUUACUUUGGAGUUCUAUGAUGGCGACACCACAGACCACAUGACACUGAACGCACCAACCGACCCCCUCAAUAUUGUGUCAUCUCGUGGAAACAUUAUUGUCAGGUUUCAAUCGAACUUUGCUGUUCCUGGGUUCAACAUUCUGUAUUUUGCUGUGUUCCAACAUUCAGCAGCUGCUGUUCGACUUCAGAACCAGAAAAGAAACCAACCAAGUGAAUGUAGCUUCCCCAAUGUUUGUCUUCCCAACUUCAACCGUUUUGAUCUCCCAAGCACUGAUAUUGCUUAUCUACCUGGCUGCACAUUCUCACAGUGGUUCUAUCUCAACAAAUUAUGCUUCUCCUUAUUUUUCAAUGAUUAUCCUUAUCAAGACAACAGUGUUUGCAGACGUCAAGUGAAUUCAUACGAGCGUUGUGUUGAAGGUGUUGAUCGUAAAUGUAGCAUUGGGAAUAAAACAACGGCGUCAUCUUAUUUCUCUCCAUAUAUGACAUCUUUUCAACAGCGAAUCGUUCAAAGUUUUGUGAACAUGACAACUGCCAUUCAACCAAGUUACGACUCCCAUUGCGUUCGUAACACCGCAGGGAUUGAUGAUAAUGACAACACAAUGAGCUCUCUUAUAGCACACACACUUGCGGCACAACAACAAUUAGUUGACCUCCCUAAUAUUUGUAACUUCACCAACCUUCGAAUCAAAGGAAGGAAGAUGGUUCGAAUAAACAGGAGGAUGAUGUCAGCAAGAAAUGGACGGCAAUUUUGCAGGCAAUACUCCUCAUACCAGCAGGUAGUGAUCAAUGCACUGACCGGUGUAUGUAACAUGUCAUCCCUUACAACCCCAUACACAAUCUUUCCCGUAUUGAUUGACAUCUCACUUUAUGCUGAGAAGAUGUUUAGUUUAACAACUGGUUUGGUGGAGCAGUUUACCCUGCCUGCUUGUUACUAAUCUCCUGACAUCACAAUCAUCAUUGUUUAAUAAUAAGCUUCUCCUGUCACAUCACAAUAAUUCAUUGUUUGCAAAUAAAUUCAUAUAUGUACAAGU